AUGCACCAAAUCCUCAGCUCCAAAGAGUUCACAACUCAAAAUGUGAUUACGUUUUAUUUCCGAAGGAUCCGCCGGAUAGUCCCAACGUAUAUCGCAGUAUUAAUUCUCACCGUACUUGCCUCCAUCUACAUCUUUGCCCCUAGCGAUUACCCGACAAUUCUUCGAGAGCUCUCUUCCGCCGCUUCCUUUACCUCCAACAUAUUCAACUUGCCGGCUCAAGGGUAUUUCGCGAAAAACAAUGCGGUUCCCUUGUUCUCGCAUACAUGGUCGUUGUCAGUGGAGUUACAAUUCUAUCUGAUUGUGCCUGGUAUCUAUUACUUGUAUCAUCGUCUACGAAAUUUUAGUGGAUUUGGUGGGAUUUGUGUUGUAAUGGCAAUUGGAUUGGUCUCACUUGGAUAUCAAGUUCAUUAUCGGGAAAGUAAGUAAUUAACAUGGCUUACAAUCAAUUAACUAAAUUGCCAGAUGUCAACCUUGCCCAUAUGAGUCUCUUCUCUCGAAUCUGGCAAUUUCUCAUCGGGUUUUUGGCGAACGCCCUACAGCCGAAGCAGGCUGAAGGCUUGUAUCAAAAACUGCCUCAGCACGAAGAAGACACCCCUCUUGUUACGACAUUCAAUGUCGGAUUCGCCAUCAAAUGCAUGCUUUUCAUUGUCCUGUUGCUUCAAUUGUAUUGUCCAAUCACCUCCGUCGGCAGCGUCGACCGAUUUCUUUGCACCUUAACGGCCGCUUUGUUCAUAAUGAUCAAGGAAAGGAAUUUUUUGGAGAACAACUUUUACGUUUACAUUGGUGACGUCUCCUAUUCGUUGUAUCUUCUUCAUUGGCCUGCAAUAUUGAUCAGUAAAUACGUUAUGUCAUGGGGGUUUGACGGGCCUUCCAGUCCUGGUAAGGAAGUGAAAUAGGGCGUUUAUAAAGACUCUCAAAAUGUUAUAAUCGCCGUUUUCAGAAGGCGUGUUGCUCUUUGAAGCCGCACUCUUGUCCAGUGUUCUUUUGGAGAACACUUUUAAGAAGAUUCAGAGCUGCGUCACAUCUUGGCGCCACCUCUCUUGCCUUCUAUUCGUAUUAUACAUGCUUCUUAAUGCCGCUGCAUUCAACAUGCAUCUUAAGCGUCAAGACAGCUUUUUAACCAGCCGUUUCGUCAUUGGAAGCAACUCCACGGAGGAGCUACACGAUAAUUCGACCAGUAAAUUAAGGAAGUUCGUGGUGGACACAGUGAAGAAGGACUUGUUGCUCUAUGAAAGCAGGAACUUGAAUCUGACUAACGAUGAAGCCGCUAUUUUACAAGCAGAGGCAGACAUUUUAAAAGAUUACUUCAGGAAUGAAUGCAUAUUUGAGUUGGAUAAGAAGUAUGGCUUUAAACGUUUCGCUGCCGUUGACAUGGCAUGCGAGUCCGAGGUAGGCAAGGGGUUUCAUACGGAGGUUUGUUGUGGAAUAGUUUUUUUUGCUGUAGAGAUUUGGCUAAAAUAUGCAACUCAUUGCGAACUCCAAUGUACAAAAUCCCCAAUCUUUUCAUUUUGUAGGGCUCGGGUGGCAAGGAAAUCCUGGUCAUCGGCAAUAGCUUAGCACAGGAUAUUUACAUGGGAAUUGAGGCGAAAAUGAAGCACAUCUACAAACGUGUAACGUUGUAUGCUCUUGCAUGCGCCAUCCCUUUCUUUGGAGCGGCGACGUCAGAAAAUCAUUUCGUGACAACGAUCAAGACAUGGGGCCGACCAAUCGACAUCUUGGUGGUUAGACACUCGUAAGCAGUUGGAGGGUUGUUGUCACGGCUCUUGUGGGUAACCACUUUGCGGGCAGCCGAUAUAUACCGAUUAGGAUUACGAUUUUUUAACCGUAAUCUACGUAGUAUGAGAGAAAUUUUGCAACGACAACUCCUUAGUUCUUACAAGUACACGAAUUUAUGGAAUUCAUCCACUGCUUUUAAAGCUAUGGGAGUUUGUCAAAAAAAAUGAUUUUUGCACCCUUAAAAAUCACUUGCUUACUUUAUGAUAACUACUCAAGCCAUUUAUUCACCUGGAGACUUAAUUCGCAACAUCCAGCUGCCAACUUCAUCGUUUGAAUUUCCUUUUGUAAGCAAAUGUUGGUUGAUUUCCAAACAUGCCCGCAGAAUCUCCGCGCUUUUUCGCUGCCCGCAAAGUGGUUGCUCGCGCGUGGGCCGCCGAAGAGUUUGCUUUGAGAUUUAUAGCUGUAAUUUAGAUAUUAUCAGAUUGGAGGGAAGCCAUCAAUCAACCUGUGUCCACCAUUGCCAGUAAGUUUAGCAUAAACAUAAACCUUAUGAGGGUCGUGUUUUGUAAACAGAAGGUUUGCAAGACUGACCCGAUACAUUGGCCAAAAACGUACCAUUCUGCAUCCGGGAAAUAUCAAAAAUGCAGCAAAAUACCUCCCUCUCCAAGUGAAAAAACUCCGAUUUCAAAAGCUCUUUUUGUGAGGGAAAGGGCGCGCACUUCAAAGCGAAGUCUUUCAGUUGGACAGGGAGGCAUUUUGUCACAUGUUUGACACUUCCCGGAUGCAAACUGAUACGUUUUUUGCCGCUGGAUCAGGUCCCUCACUGUACUCCUUCCCUUUCUAGGAGGACUACCUCAAAACCCAAUUCCUAAAAGAUGCACAAGCCUUUUACGGGAACGUCAGCAAAAUAGCGAAGACGGUAGUCAUCUCAUUCUCAGAGUAUGAAACCGGCUUUAACACGCAAAAGUUCAACAAGGCUCUGGCCGCAAACAACCUGAGUGGGUUGAACUUGAAUUAUACGGUAUGUUUUUUAAACAAAAAAUACAGGUUUUGGGGCUAUGGUAGUUCAGCCCCCCACGAAAGGUAGUUAAAACCCCCACUGCUUUUGUGGGUUCAGAAUGGAAGAGGGGGGUUGUACUGGGCCAUGGGGGGCUGAACUGGACUGUAGGGUGUUCUACCUUACCCCUCAAGGUUUUUUAUAUACUAAAGUCUAUAUAUGCCCUCAGGCAAGUACAAUAUAAGUUCGCUGAGCCAUCUUGGACAACCUUUUAAGCCUUCAAAUUUCAGCAGCAUCGCAAACUAGCCGCAAAAUACGAUGACGUCAUUAAAGCGGUCAAUUGUUCAAACUGCAUAAAAGUUGACUUCAUGUCCGGCUUCUGCAGCCACAUUACGGACAUUUGUCAAGUUGUCAGUGAGCGGAAACUCCCGUUCCUCGUCGAUGAUAUUCAUCAAUCCCCGUUUGGGGACUUUGUAAUGGCCGAUGUCUUAACAGAUGAGCUGGAAAGGCAUGGGGUUUUAAGUAAUAAAACGGUAAAAUAA
Bursaphelenchus xylophilus (pine wood nematode) is the source of this 3255-nucleotide messenger RNA. The record is from the annotation of a GenBank genome assembly. NCBI's taxonomy places the organism in Eukaryota, Metazoa, Nematoda, Chromadorea, Rhabditida, Aphelenchoididae.